ACCGCAGUAGCCCGGGCGCAGCUCCGCCAAGAGCUGGCCGCCGCCGAGUGGCUCUGGUGUGGCUCUGGUGUGGCCCUGGUGUGGCUCUGGUGUGGCCCUGUGUGGCCCCGACCGCCGCGACGCCGCCCUCAGAGGCGCGGGGAGAUGCGGCGAUGAGGCAGUAGCAGACAGCCGGGAGAGCAGCGCCGUCCUAGGCGCCAUGAGGCAGCAUCAAUCAUCCUCCGCAGUGGCGUUGUUCUCGGCGGCGGUUGUGCUGCUGUGUCCGGCCACCAUCUUGGCGGGGAAGAUAGUGUUCCCGGAAGCUAACGACCUGCCGGUGUUGGCGGAUGACGGCGCAGCGGCGGCGCCGGAGGAGCAGCCCCCCGCCGCGCCCCCCUCGCCCUGCGUGUGGGCCAUCCUGGCCUGCUGCUCGCCGGGCCGGCCUGGCGUGAGGCCGCGCUGCUUCGAGCUGCUGGGCUGCGGCGGCGACUUCUGGGACGACGGCCCGUGCAGCGCCCAGCUGGUGGCCGCCGCCGUGCGCGCCGCCGCCCGCUUCUUCCGCCCCCCGCGCUAGCCGCCUGCCGCCGCCGCCCGCCGACACCUCGCCGAGAGCAGGGAUGGCCCCCGCCAGGAGCGCGGGAGCAGGGUAAGGGGGAAGGAGGGGGCGCUGCCGCGACGGUUUCGCGGUUACUGAACCCCCCUCCCCCCCUCUGUUUUAAUCCAAGAUAGGGCGCCAUUUUCAAGUCUGGCCAGGGGCGCCAGUCACCUUAGCUACGCCACUGACACUUGUACGUCAGAGUUCACGAUAUCGUGGAAUCUUCGACACAACCGCGGCUUAUACGAUACCGCGUGGACUCUUCCAAGGACGACGACUCCUCGAUCUUCGUAGGCGCAUGGCGUCGACAGUCUCAGCUCGGCGUCACGAUAUUGAAUUAAAACCUCUUAUAUUACGCAUGGA
Molecule: messenger RNA, 937 nt
Organism: Bacillus rossius redtenbacheri
Lineage: Eukaryota; Metazoa; Arthropoda; Insecta; Phasmatodea; Bacillidae
Exons: 4
Coding region: 200-553 (117 amino acids)
Source: RefSeq, a predicted model, not a curated record